Molecule: messenger RNA, 8034 nt
Organism: Procambarus clarkii (red swamp crayfish)
Lineage: Eukaryota; Metazoa; Arthropoda; Malacostraca; Decapoda; Cambaridae
Gene: HPS4
Product: Hermansky-Pudlak syndrome 4 protein
Biological process (GO): protein targeting; melanosome assembly; vesicle-mediated transport
Cellular component (GO): cytoplasmic vesicle; lysosomal membrane; BLOC-3 complex
Molecular function (GO): guanyl-nucleotide exchange factor activity; small GTPase binding
Source: RefSeq, a predicted model, not a curated record
CGCCGUGACGUUAGGGUGUACCGCUCCCGCCACACCAUCACAUCAACACGUGUCGCUCAGUGUGUUGAGUAGUGAUUGUGAAUUUACGGAAUAUCGAUGCGAAUCACAAAUGCGUGUUUAAUACAUAACGAAAUGACUGGGCUAAGUUACUGUUCUCUGUUGGGUUAGGAUAAGGGCCACUUUAGUACGACAGUUGCUUGACGUUGGGCGACCUUUGAAGGACGAGGUGGAGGGUGGCCGACGCCCCUGGAGGCUGCAGUGUGGAACCCGGCGGCCUCCACGCCCAACACCCCCCACCCGACAUACGAUGCAGAGUUGAGCUUGCCAGAGUAUCACUAGGCCUACCAAAGUGUCACUAGGCCUGCCAGUGUCACUAGACCUACGGGAGAGUCAGUAGGCCUACCAAAGUGCCAGUAGGCCUACCAGAGUGCCAGUAGGCCUACCAGAGUGCCAGUAGGCCUGCGGGAGUGACGUAGGCACGAUGGCCCCGUGUAAGAGGCGCCGCUCUCCAAAAACUGAUAUUUAUUAACUAGAAAAACAAAAUACAAAACCAAGUGUUGACAAACAAUAUUAAUCUGCAAAGACAAAUAUUUCAAAUAAAGCAAAUACGAGUAAAAAGGAAAGAAGAAGAGUGGUGGCGGGAGUGAGAGCCCCGGGUGACAUGCCAGGGUCAAGGAAGGUAUGUUAGCUCAGAGCGCCACCGCGGCCUUGUACCUGCAGACGAGGGCUCGCCGGGAGCAGCGGCUCGCGCCCCACAACAACAACAAUACCCACAAUGCCAAGAACCGCAACGUCAAGAACAUCGAUGUCUUGCCGUGUUACUCGCCUCAGACACAUCACACACCCCAUAAUAUUGCAACAUAUGGUAACAUUAAGGAGACAGUUGCCAGGUGGCAUCAGUACAUUAGCAGCCCAAGUGCCCAGCCGCCCAGCGGCUCCUGUGAGUGUCACGACCCCACCAACUCCCAGCUCCUUCCCCAACCCAGUCAUCUUCAGCAUCAAAGUGUUCUUCAGCAGCUCCUGGCACGGCAGCCUUGGGGCCUGUCCAGGUGUCAGCAGCCCGGUAGCCUCCAAAGGUCUCAACAGUUCAGCAGUAACUUGCAAGAGUCCCGUCAGCUGGGCAGACAGCACGUGUCCCAGCCUAGUUGUCUUCUAGUGUCCCACAAACCCUGUAGCAUCCAUGCGCCUCAACCGCCAAGUAUCCCACACGUAUCCCAGCAACCAAGUGUAUCACGUGUGUCCCAGGAGUCAAGUGUCCCGUACGCAUCCCAGCACCCACGGGAUCUAUUCUUGACUGAUCAAUCAAGUGGAAGUCAGCUAUCGCAGCUGGUUUCAAAGUUCACGGCUUGGAGCGAACAACACUUGAAAGGUGAGAGUUGGAAAAUCAACAAUUGGAAAUACCCAGAAUGGACAAAGUCUGGAAACUGGACUCCAGAGUGGCUCAGAAAUAAUGAAAUUGGGAAGUUUUUAACGAAAUCCAAGGACUGGGGAAGUGAGUGGUUGACUGGGGAGCGGGAGCACUCUCAACCCUCAGACAUGCCACUUGUGCCCAUAGGUGACUGGCUGGGGCUUCGUGAAGACGUCCAGGAGGGCAUAGAGAUGAUCGUUGCGUCUUAUGCGCAAGUGCUAAGGAGGUGUCUGCCGGCCGUGCUGGUGUACGACAGCGGCGUGUGUACCAGGGAGGAGGAUGACCCCGCCCACGCCGUCCUCUACUUCCGACCACGCCACACGCCCACCACCGCCCGCACCGCCCUCGCAGGCCAGCUGGCGGGCGUGGUCCACUUCUGCCGCCACGCCUUCGCCACGCCCACCAUCGUGCGCACCAGACACGCCCACAUUGCGCUCAAAGACUACGGUCGUUUCGUCGUGAUGGUGUGUGGGCGUGGCGGAGAGUGGGCGAGGGCGAGACUGACGGAGGUGACGAGGCUGCUGGACGCCUCCACGGGCGGCCUGCCUCACCUCUGGCUCACCUGCGGCUAUAAUCAACACGUCUUCACCGACAGGCUGACUGAGGUCCUGGACGCCCUGCUGCCACAAGCCCUGCCUGACGCAGACUUCGGGGAGGACGAGCCCUUGGAGUCACCUUACAGUACCUCCUCCAGUACGCCUUCCCCUGCCACUGAGGCCUCAGAGAGCAGCGGCGUGGCCGGAAAUGGCGGCGGGACCAGCCGGAAGGAGGAGAGGGAGGAGGAGGAGGAGGAGGAGGCACUAAAGCUCCUACACAGGAUAUUCAAUGCUGUUCCCUCCGUCCAGCUGCCCAAGAGCGGGGGCGGAGUGUUCCUGAGGGCGCAGCAGCUGGUGGAGAUAUGCCAGCAGCAACCCGGGGUCCUGGCCGGCGCCACCAUGCAUAAAGACAGGGUACUCAACUCUCAGAUGAACAGUGAUCUGGCGCACGUGUUGGCCUCCAUUCCCGUACACAACCAGAAGAAGGAGGUGUUGGAGGAUCGCCGUGUGGAGUACCAGCUGCCAGGUGGCGUGCAGCUGCUGAGGCUGCACGUGCCCAAGGAGACCCACGCCAUGCUCCGUGCCCACCUCCCUAAGUCCAUGCCGCGCCGCGGAGAACGUGGACUGCACAGUGAAGCAGCAUCCAUGGACCUAGCAUCUCUCCGCUCCGUCCUGCUCUCCCGCCAGUCCCUCCAUUCCUACCCCUCCACUCUGCCAACUGCCACAGAGACCUCCCUAGAGAGGUGCUCAAGCCCCCAAGAAUCACAAAAGCUCAGACCGCAUCCCCCUAGAGGCCCGAGUCUCAUGGCAAGGAUAAGUGGAUGUAGUGACCUGGAGUCACGUCCCUCACAGAGCUUACCCGGAUCACCCAGAAAAAUCCGUGUGGCAGCUACAUUACCAGAUGUGGGUGGAAACUCACCUGACCUACGCUACAAAGUGCUGGUUGGGCGCAAGGCUAGACCACCAGCUUCUUCACACUCUACACCACGUAGGAUGCCCGGUGGUCGUAAUGGUUUAUCUAGAAACCAUGACACGGCCAAUAAUGGAAUCAAUCUGACAUCAAAACGUGGGUUUGGGGUAGGAAUAACAGGGUUGCCACGUUAUAAUGUAGACAAGAGAAAUACUCCAAAUAAUAAGCUACUUAAUAACACAAGUGAUUUACCCAAACCAAUCCUCAAGAAUGGUACGGUAACUCUAUAUGACUCUGAAAAAAGUGAAAGUGGUUUUGAGGAUGGCAUUCAAUCUGACAGUGAGCUUAACAUUAAAAACACCAAAAAUAAAUUGAAUUUGCAGUUUGCCCCUGACAAGAUUAAUAGACCAAGCCAUGAAAUAGAAUUGGAUGGGUUGAGCAAUGAUGAGCCAAAAAUUACUAGAGAAAUUAAUGGGAACCUUUCAAAAGACUACGAUUCAAAUGGUAAAGAUAGUCCAAAUGGUAAUCUGGUAAACUUGAGGUCACAAAUGAUGGAUUUUAAAGAUGAAUCUGAUACAUCCAGAAGCGAGGAGUCAGAAAUUAGUGUGCUAGAUCUUAGUUCUUUUAUUGAAACAAAAGAGAAUGGAGACCGACAACUGGCAGAGGCUGUAAGAGGCCUAAUGGAGCUGACGACAAGGGAUGCAGACCAAGACGCCUCAGUACCUGGUGGCCAGUCCAUUGAGAACCAGCUGAUGGAGUCUGGUGAGCAUGAUGUGAAUGGCUCAGCAGAGGGUUGGGAGGUGCUGACCCUGUACACUCAGAAGCACUCUGACACCGUUCUGCACCUGCUGCUCUCUUCUGCAGCACCAGCCAACCCACAGCUCAUCUAUUCCCUCUGGCGGCUGGGAUUGUCUGGCUUGGAGGAUGUGCAAGCAGCAGUGGAACGAGCAAUUGAGGUAUCUGAGGGAGGGGACGGAGGGGAUGCCUUUUUGCAGUGGUCAUACAGCGUCCUCUCUGCUGUUACGCCUGCAGCCCUUGAUAUGGCACUCAUUUCCACAGCCCAUCAGGACUUCAAACACAACCGAGAACUCAUGGAGGUCACCUUACGAAGUAGGGAGGCAGUACUUUGGGGUCAUCGGCACAGCAAUACUCAAACUUUCUACCAGGUGAACGCUGCCCCACGUCCUGGCCUGCCCAUCCCUUCAGAUAUUAUGGCCAAGGUGCCACACCGUGCUCGUCGCCGCCUUGACCGAGACCAUAACAUUACUCUCCUGUAGGAAAGUAAUGUUAAAAUGCCUCUCUGGACUAACUUUGUUAGUUAUUCACAGCAAAGAUUACUCUUCUGCUGCAGAGUAACAAUAUUUUGCAAUUCCUGAAUGCCAAAGACAUUUCUUUCAACAUUCCAAUAGUGACCAGCAUUAGCUUUUCGUAUGUGAUAAAAGUUGGAAAUUAUUAGCCUUUGAUAUAUUUCAAUACAGUUUGGAAGAUGCUUGUACAUCAUUGAGUCGUCUCUUCCUUAGCUUGUUCAUGCCUCUCUUCAAGACUGCAGCAGGAAAUGUUGGUGCCUGUCUUCAGCAGGUGACAAAAGACUGGUACUGACAUGUGUUGGGAUAUGUCCCUAAGCUUCUGUUGUCUGCAGCAGAAAAAAAAAAGAGAAAUUGAACCCGUCCUUCAUGUCGGUUACCAAUCAGUCCCAAUAACAUGAGCACCACUGAUGUCAUAUCAGGAUAUAUAUGACAAUCGACAAUAUAUUGAGCUCGUGUACUUCCUCCUCAACCACCAUCACCCACCAUCCAUCACCACUGCCAAAUGUUAACGACCUGUCAGACAACAGCAACACCACCAACUUCACCCACACCAGUCUCUGAAUCUGAGAAUACCAUGUAGAUGCCAAGAGCCCUCUGCUGCUGCUGCUACUGCUACUGCUGCUAUUACUACCUGACCCAGGAGCAGUGUUUGGUAUGAACAUUGUUGCUCUGGCAGUGAGCACAUGAAGAUGAUUUGUGUGAAGUAUUAUCUAGGGGUCAUGUCUCAUUACUAGGAAUUCUAGUAUUUAGGUCCACAAUGCGUUACUUCUGCCGUGCUCUCAUGUGUUUCUAUAAUUCAAGCUGUUUUAUUGUACAGUUGUUUAUUACAAUCAUAUUACAGAUUUAUUAUUCAGUAUUGUACAGCAGUAUUUAAUAUGUGUUUGUUUAUUGAUAUUUAUAGUGUUUUUGUUUUAUAAUGCUAAUAUACAUGUAGUUUACAUUUUACUUAAAACCAUAUAGAUAUAUAUCUACAUUUUAAAUGGUGGUUUGGUGGGGAAAAGGUGUUGCCAAAAAAGUCAGAGAAAACAAUUAUUUGUUAAUAAACUGAUGUAGUAAGUACUCAGAAUUUAUAAUUUAACAAAAAAUAUUUCAUUGAGUACCGUGGUCAACAAAUACUGACCAAAACCUCCUUUGAGUCCUAAGUCAUGUGAUCGGUUUCUUGCUUUUUCCCUGGCAAAGGUUUAAAGUUUGUGUAUGAAUCAUUUAUGUAAAAUCAUGAUUUGUAUACAGGAUGAUGUGUCCUGAAAAUACCCUAGACAUCUUUAUCUUAUAUUAUUAGAUGAAUUCAGUGGAUUGGUGGACAAGCUUGAGGAUGCACAAGGUGCUCAAAUAUGAAGAGAUAUUGGUAAACAUUUUAUAUGCUUCACUGGCCUUUCCAUUAUAUAAUGUAUUUAAAAUGUACUGUGAAUGACAUACUUAUGUAUGCAUAUAUGAAGCAUUUUCAGCCAUUUACUGAAGGUUAACCUUUACAAGUCAAUCACGAACUAUUUUAUGAUCUUCAGAGCAUUAUAGUGAGACACACAUGUCUUGUUCUGAAGUGUAUUGCUUAUGAGGUGUUUUGUGUGAAGCUUUGCCAGCCUUCACUUAUUGUCUUGGACAUUGCUCAGGUCAGUAUGGUCACAGCAAGCAGGUUGCAGAAUCAAGGAACAAUACUGCUAUCGACUCAAAUGGAGACAAUCCUGGUUUCAGGUUUCCACCUCUGAGCCAAGUUGUGAUCAUCCACUAUUGGGCAUGAUUUCAGGUUUCCACCAGUGAGCCUGGUCUGAAUCCUCAAGUGAGUCUUCUCUCAGACUCUACUAGUGAAUCAGUUGUAAAGUAAACUGAGACAGUUUACAUCUCAGACCAGUUAUAAACUUGGUCUCAGUUCUCAAGGAAUGAACUUGAUCCUGAUUCUCACAUCUAAUGAACUUGACCUCAGUCCUCCACCAAACCGCAGAAUUUUGGGUAGACCCAUGAAGCCCCAGGUGUUAGGGAGGUCCUGUGUGGGGCACUCAUAUCUGGCUUAUAAUUUAUAAAAAGGAAGUCAUACUUGUAUUGAAAUACUUUAGCAUGAGGGUAAUGGUCAGUGUUAUUGUGCUCUGAUUCUGUGGCCCUGCUGGAGUCAGUUGUAUUGAGUCAGCCUUCGUGAGUCUCCAACAGGACCUCAAAAGUGAAUCCCUCCAUGUACACAUUUGAGUCUCACAUGUAUGAUCCAUGUGACCUUGUCUUAUGAGUUACAUAUAUAAUUCGAGUGAUUGUGCAUCGUGAGAUAUACAUGUGAUCCAUGGGCUUGGACUCAUGAGUCCCAUAUAUAUAUGAUCCACAUAAUCUUGUUUCGUAUAGACAAAAAAUUAUCUGAAUGUUAUAACUGCUGGUCUGGUUUUUUAAACUGGAACAAAGUGCCACAAGAUGCUAAGUUUAUAGAUCUGUCAAAAGACUGAAGCUUAGGUGUCAUUUGUAUCAUACAUGAGUGUCAUACGAGUCGGCAUAGUCUAGAGCUUAUUGGCAGCCAGUCCACUCAAAUGUCACUGGCUCACACACUAUCUCCCUCUUGAUCAUACAGUAAGAUUUAUACAGCCUAUAUAAGGGUGUGAAGUGAUGAGGAAUGUCUGAAGGUGCUACUAAGCCGGCCUGUAAUGUUAGUGCACUUGUGUGAGCCAGGUGGCGUGAGGUGGGAUGGGCUAGCCUCGUCCGAACCCAAAGUCCAUCCAUGUGCCAACUGUUGCCCCAUUCCCUUCCUUUCCAGCUUUCCCUUUACCCCUUGUUUUGUAUAUCUUCUAGUUGCAGUUCCAUUUCUCAUUGAUACGUUUUUUAUGUCUUCUAGUUGCAGUUCCUUUUCUCAUAGAUAAGUUAUGCUGCACCUAAAUUUUUCUAAGACAACUAACGACAGAACUAGAAACUCUUUCCAAAAAUAAAAAAAAUAAAUUUUUUUGCCAUGGAGAUCACCUUAGGUCAUCAUGUCCUUCUGGUCUGUCAGUGUGUCCAUUUACAAGGAUUUUCUGGAGUGUUUUCCAAUCUUCCUGCUUUGAAUUUUCCAUUAGUGCCAUACCCUGUAGAAUGCUGUCUCCUUCAUUGUUGUUAGUAGUGACCCCCAAACUCCUCUGUCUUCUCUUCAGAGAUAUCCUUAAGACCUUUCUCUGCUGUAUUGUGCCCCUUAGCCUAUUAAGCUGUUGUCCUUAGGCCCCUACCCACAAGGGUAGGGGCAUAAUUCCUACUCUUCCCUUUGAAAAGUUUCCCCUUAGGUACCUGCCUUUAGCGAUAUUCUUUUAUUCCAGCCCUAAAGAGUGUUUCCCUUAGGUACUUGCUUCUCAAGUGGAACACAAACUCCUGCCCUUAUGCAGUACCCUGCCACAUGAUCCUUCCCUUUAGGUUCCUGGUAGUGGAUCCUGUGGCAUAAGAACCUAUUGUAAGAACCGACUGUCAUGCACAUUUUUCUUUUUAAAUGCCUUAAUACCUUAUAUUCCUUUUUGUACAAUCAAGACACGUCUCCUUUAAGUACGAGGUAAUUCAAAUUUUGAUCAAAUUCAGCUAAUACCUUACAUAAUGAAGUUUACCGAUGAUGUUUGACUUAUAUAAAAUACUCAUUUAAUCACUGUGUUGUCUUCGUUUUAGAAACAGGAAUAUUGUAUGAGUUUUUAUGGUACAUUUCUUAUAUUUUAUGUCUGGUUUUCCUGGCUGUCCUUCGUGCUGAGCUCCCAGCCAGUGGUCCAGGGCUGCUGAGGGAACUCUUCUACUAUACUUCAUAACUUGGCUGAUACACAGUACAGUAUUUCUAUCUCCAAUGGUCUCAGAACAGUCAAGUUCUUUCGCCCAGUGGUCCACUGGUGGCUUUCCAUGUUAUGUACAAUGUCUUUAUAAUGUGCAUUAUACAAUGAAUAAAAAUCUUUUGAUUUA